Molecule: messenger RNA, 2000 nt
Organism: Oryza brachyantha (malo sina)
Lineage: Eukaryota; Viridiplantae; Streptophyta; Magnoliopsida; Poales; Poaceae
Product: L-type lectin-domain containing receptor kinase IX.1-like
Exons: 3
Coding region: 76-1848 (590 amino acids)
Biological process (GO): protein phosphorylation
Cellular component (GO): plasma membrane
Molecular function (GO): ATP binding; protein kinase activity; carbohydrate binding
Source: RefSeq, a predicted model, not a curated record
CUCACCUUCAGCUUCAACUUCUCCAGCUCCGGCAACCUCUGCGGCACGCAGCUCCGGUGCGAGCGCGACGCGAGCAUGGUCACCGACGUGCUUGACCUUACUAAGGCUGACAACCAGGGCGCCGUCUACAACGGCGGCAGGGCGUCCUACUCCCGGCCCGUGCCGCUCUGGGACAACGUCACCGGCGAGCUCGCGAGCUUCACCUCCAACUUCACCUUCCAGAUAAGGCCCAUCAACGAGACCGUCUACCGCUACUGCAACAUCACCGGCGACGGGAUGGCCUUCUUCCUCGCGCAGUACCCGUCCAGCAUCCCCGUCAGAAGCUUCGGCCAGAACCUUGGCCUCUUCAACGACAGCAACCACUUCAACGCCACCGGCGACAGCCGCGUCGUCGCCGUCGAGUUCGACACGUACGAGAACGUCGACUGGGACCUGAGCCAAUACCAUGUGGGCAUCGACGUUAACUCCAUCGUAUCCACGGCGUACACCAACGUGUCCGAGAACCUCGCCUCCAACCAGUCCAUCGUCACCGCCGAGGUCAGCUACAACAACCUCACCGGCGUCCUGUCCGCCCUUGUCCGGAUUAACGACGACGAGCGGUACAACGUCAGCGCGCCGGUAGACAUGAAGGCCAGCUUGCCGGAGGAAGUCUCGGUCGGCUUCUCCGGCGGCACCGGCAGGUGCCUCGAGCUGAAUCAGGUGCACUCAUGGUCGUUUAGCUCCACUCUGAAAUCCAAAGAUCCCGCGAUGGCGCCUGAUCAGUUCGAGAGGGAAGAGCUCGAGAGAGGUGUGGCCGCCGGUGGCCCGAGACGGUACGCGUACCGCGAGCUGGCCGCCGCGACGAGCGGCUUCGCUGAAGAGGAGAAGCUCGGUCGGGGAGGGUUCGGAAGCGUCUACAGGGGCGACCUUGCAGUCGGCGGCGGUGGCGAAGGACGUCGCGCGGUGGCGAUCAAAAUGUUCUCGACGGAGUCGUCGUCGGCGCAAGGGAGGAAGGAGUUCGAGGCGGAGGUGACCAUCAUCAGCCGGCUCAAGCACCGGAACCUCGUGCAGCUCAUCGGCUGGUGCGACAGCCGCAAGGGGCUCCUGCUUGUGUAUGAGCUAGUCACAGAGGGCAGCCUUGACAAGCACCUCUACAGCAGAGACAGGUUGCUGUCCUGGUCCGAAAGGUACCAUAUCAUCCUUGGGUUGGGCUCCGCGUUGCGGUACCUGCACGGGGAGUGGGAGCAGUGCGUCGUGCACGGCGACCUGAAGCCGAGCAACAUCAUGCUGGACGCGUCACUCAGCACCAAGCUCGGCGACUUCGGUCUAGCCAGGCUUGUCGACCACGGCGCGCGGUGGACGACGACGCACGCCGUGCUCGGGACGGCCGGCUACAUCGACCCGGAGUUCGUCAACACGCGCCGCCCGAGCACCGAGUCCGACGUCUACAGCUUCGGCAUCGUCCUGCUGGAGAUCGCCUCCGGCCGGCCACCGGCGACGGACACGCCCGACGGGUUCUUCGUGCUGCUGAAAUGGGUGUGGAACCUCUACGGCCGGAGCAGCGUACUCGACGCCGUCGACCCACGGCUGAGGGACGGCGACGGCGGCGAGGAGGACGAGCAAGGCGAGCUGUGGCGGCAGAUGGAGCGUGUGCUGGUCGUUGGGCUCUGGUGCGCGCACCCUGACCGGAGCGAGCGGCCGUCCGUCGCGCAGGCCAUGCACGUUCUGCAGUCCGACGACGUGGGACAGCUGCCGGCGCUGCCGCGGCAGAUGUACAGGACUGUAUCGGCGCUCGCCGUAACUGGACAUGCGUAUGGGGCUCAGUCAUCUUCCGACACCACCGAUGGGACUCCACUGUCUUCCGAGUAGCCAAUCACCUCGUGGACUAGCAACAUUACUUUGAUAAAGUCAUUGGUACUUUGCUAAGAGCAAGAUAGGGUUAUCCUAGUCGACGGCUAAUUAGAGCAUAUACUCAAUUAAAGAACUAGCUUCUAGUUGACUAGUUCUAAACUUUUUUAGGA